CCCAGCCUUCACCAUGUGACUCUCACUCUCAGCGCCACCAUGCUGGCCUCGGGGAUGCUUCUGGUGGCUUUGCUGUCCUGCCUGACAAUAAUGGUCUUGAUGUCUGUCUGGCGGCAAAGGAAGUUCUGGGGAAAGCUACCUCCUGGUCCCCGAGCGCUGCCCUUCAUCGGGAACUACUUGCAGCUGAACACAGAGCAGAUGUACAACUCCCUUAUGAAGAUCAGCGAGUGCUACGGUCCCGUGUUCACUGUCCACCUGGGCACUCGGAGGAUCGUGGUGCUGUGUGGACAUGAGGCUGUAAAGGAGGCUCUGGUGGACCAGGCUGAGGAAUUCAGUGGGCGAGGCCAGCAGGCCACCUUUGACUGGCUCUUCAAAGGCUAUGGGGUGGCAUUCAGCAACGGGGAGUGCGCCAAGCAACUCAGGCGCUUCUCCAUCAGCACGCUGCGGGACUUCGGCGUGGGCAAGCGUGGCAUCGAGGAGCGCAUCCAGGAGGAGGCCGGCUUCCUGCUCGAGGCCUUUCGGGGCACGUGCGGUGCCUUCAUCGAUCCCACCUUUUUCCUGAGCCGAACUGUCUCCAAUGUCAUCAGCUCCAUUGUCUUUGGGGACA
Myotis davidii is the source of this 607-nucleotide messenger RNA. RefSeq names its product cytochrome P450 2A13-like. Lineage: Eukaryota; Metazoa; Chordata; Mammalia; Chiroptera; Vespertilionidae. The annotation marks the transcript as partial. Gene Ontology annotation, cellular component: intracellular membrane-bounded organelle; cytoplasm. The transcript is spliced from 4 exons. Gene Ontology annotation, biological process: coumarin metabolic process; xenobiotic metabolic process. Gene Ontology annotation, molecular function: heme binding; oxidoreductase activity, acting on paired donors, with incorporation or reduction of molecular oxygen, reduced flavin or flavoprotein as one donor, and incorporation of one atom of oxygen; iron ion binding. The record is from RefSeq and is a predicted model, not a curated record.